Monopterus albus (swamp eel) is the source of this 1794-nucleotide messenger RNA. It is a transcript of the gene reep2, whose product is annotated as receptor accessory protein 2. NCBI's taxonomy places the organism in Eukaryota, Metazoa, Chordata, Actinopteri, Synbranchiformes, Synbranchidae. Gene Ontology annotation, cellular component: endoplasmic reticulum membrane; endoplasmic reticulum tubular network; cytoplasmic microtubule. The coding region runs from base 243 to 1079 and encodes 278 amino acids. Gene Ontology annotation, molecular function: taste receptor binding; microtubule binding. The record is from RefSeq and is a predicted model, not a curated record. The transcript is spliced from 8 exons. Gene Ontology annotation, biological process: endoplasmic reticulum tubular network organization.
UUAUCUGACACGUUUUGCGGCGUGCUGGCCCUUUAAAAGAGCCAGUGUUUCCAAGCAGUAGCGGUGGAGCAGCCACAGACCGCAGCGCAUCCUAGGAGCUGACAGCACGGCAGAGCGGCGACCAGCCUCCCGGUUCACAUCACAACAAGCCUCGUCCUUCAGGGGAAUGGGGGGCACCUAGCCCGCUAGCUAACCGACUGCAUUUCCUACAAGCGGAAGGCUCCCGCCGGCGGCCCAGUAACAUGGUAUCGUGGAUUAUUUCGAGGAUAGUUGUCCUUGCCUUUGGGACUCUCUAUCCAGCAUAUUCCUCAUACAAGGCUGUCAAAACAAAGAAUGUGAAGGAAUAUGUGAAGUGGAUGAUGUACUGGAUAGUGUUUGCUUUGUUCACUACAGCAGAGACGGUCACAGACCUGCUCCUGUCGUGGUUUCCAUUUUACUUUGAGCUAAAGAUCGCCUUUGUGAUCUGGCUCCUGUCCCCAUACACGAAGGGCUCCAGUGUCCUCUACCGCAAGUUUGUCCACCCAACCCUGUCCAACAAAGAGAAGGAGAUAGAUGAGUACAUAGCCCAGGCCAAAGACAGGAGUUAUGAGACCAUGAUGAGGUUUGGAAAGAGGGGUCUCAACCUGGCUGCUAAUGCUGCUGUCACUGCAGCCACCAAGGGCCAGGGCGUCCUGUCAGAGAAGCUGCGGAGUUUCAGCAUGCAGGACCUGACUCUCAUCAAUGCAGAGGAUGAGCUGGCUCUGCACACUUCAGAUGUCCGCAUGAGACGGGACCCCAUGGAUGAGCUGAGCUCAGGAGCCAGCACGCUGCCCCGGGCCAAGAGCACUGCUGCACGGCAGACUCGCUCUUCGGCGGCCACAUCUCUUGCUGACGACGCAUCAUCUCAACACAGCUCUGACCAAUCGGACACAAGGACCGAACACUCUCAUGACGACGUGGGUGACAGAGCCCCUAAACGUGGUACCAGCGUUAAGGCAACCAAGAAACCAGCUGCUGUUAAGACGGAGACUCAAACAAAGGCAGCGAAGAAGCCAACAAAGAAAAAGACCACAUCUAAUACUGCAGAGACGCCACCCUGAGGCCUGCUGUCCUCAUCCACCUGCCUACACUCGCUCCACCAACAGCCUGCAGGCUCUUCCUCUGUUUGGUCUCCACAAACACACCUAUAUCAACAUAUCAAGCACCAAAAUUGUGUCACUCCUGGUGGGUUCUUUUUAGAGCAAAGUGCAGGUUUAGUCUUUAGUUGUAUGAGGCCACCUUAGGAUGGAAACGGUCCUUUUACUGAGUUGCUGCAUAUUUUAUCUGACUGACAUUUAUUUUAGUCUGAAGGUGGCUGGUAAUCUAAUUAUAAAAGCUCCUUUUCCUUUAACCUGUAGACAUAUAAGUAGGUCCCCACAGUAGCUGAUGGCCAUGUGCAGCUAUAGUCUCACUGAUCUUACUGACUGACUGACAUUGUGUUAUCAGCAGCUGUUGUUUGCUGAAGUAUUUCCAGUAGUUCACAUUAUUCAGUCCUCCUCCUCUAGAUCUGGGCCUCCUCUGUCUUUAGGCUGUUAAUUCAUGGUUCCACUUGUAAAAUGAUACAGCUCUUGCAGGCCACAGGACUCAUUUGGACCUUUCCCAUGAUGGUAGAAAGACUCAGUGUCAUCUUUGGAGCACAAACUGUUGGCUUGAAGUACAUUUUACUUGAGCUCCCCCUCCUUUUUUACCAGGAAGUAAGAGGGCAGUGAGCUCAGCUUUAAGCCUGCAUCAACCAGUAGUUACAGACAUCCUUAUUCCUGUUUCAGCCCUCAUCAU